AUGACGUCGGAAGUUCAUAGGAGCUGCAAGAGGGAGAAUCAAUGCAAUGCCGGGAUUAACGCAUUUGUGGGCAGAAAACUCAACUGGGGAUUUAAGAUGAGCACUUCCAAUUUGGUCGCAGAAUCAGUUUGGGAGGCUAUUGAGUCGACCCGUUCAGGUUCGCCUCUUUCUAUUUUCAAUUACGAUUCAGAUUAUUUCUCGACUUCCAUGUUUGUUUUGUUCUACUCGUCAAUAUUGAUAAUUUUUUGGUCUAUAUUACGGAAAAUAUGUAACUGUCCUCCAACAGUCACGGAUGAUCAGCUGUCCAUAUUACAUUUUAUAUAUGGGAAGAAUUUCGAGAAAGCCACUAGGAUUUUUGAUCAAAAGGGAGUCAAGAGGAUUUCCGGUGAGCCCAGUGGCCUAUUCAUUUUUCAGGUUGUGGGAGAAUCUAGGAGAAAGGAAGAGUACUUGUGCUUUGGGGAACAUUAUUGUGCUUGUUAUUCAUUCUUCUAUGACAUUGUAAACAAAGGAGAAGAACUUUGUUGUAAGCAUCAACUGGCUGCAAGACUUGCAGCCUCAACUGGGACAUGCAUUGAAGUUAGAGUUUCUGAUGAGAAAUUGGCCUUACUGUUAGCGGACCUCUGAGUAUAUCUAUAUGAAAAAGGCUAUAAAAAAUAUAGGCACUUGGUUUUCAAAUUGUGCCGAGUUUUUGCUUCAAUUAAGAAAGUACAGAUUUGUGAGGUCGAAAAGAACAGACAAUUUCCCGAUUUCAAGUAGUAAUCUGCAAUCACCAAUCCUGCUAGAAGUACGUAUUCCAUGUUUUGUUCAUUAUUGCUCUCUCUUUCUCAAAAUACAACUAGCUGAAUUGUCUUGUUCAUUAUGGCUCUGAAUCUCUUAAAAUACCUUUGUAGCUGGAUUCAUGUGCUUGACAAAUUUGGC
This is a messenger RNA of Striga asiatica, 918 nucleotides long. The record is from the annotation of a GenBank genome assembly. NCBI's taxonomy places the organism in Eukaryota, Viridiplantae, Streptophyta, Magnoliopsida, Lamiales, Orobanchaceae.